CGUAUCCAUCCAAGAAAGCAAACGAUUGGGCAAGAUACAGAGCCGGUUUCCUCGAAUGCACUUGACCUGCCCCCCCCUUCCUCCAGUGACAAUGAUGAUGAUGAUGAUGAUGAGGAAACUGAGCCCUGAGUGGGUUGUGAAACAAAGAGACAUGUGAGUGAGAGACGUCUCUCUGGUCAGAGCGAGUGCGGUGUCGGUGGGAGGAUGAGGCUUCUCUAUCUCUGGGGGCUGCUGCUCUUUGCUGGCCUGGGCUUCUGUGAUGGCAAAAAGGACAAAACUGGUCAGGGGGACAAAAAACCGUGCUGCCCCCCUCAGGAAAAUAAUGGUCAGAAAAAAUGCAACGGGAAUUCAACCAAGUGCGGCGGGGGCAAUAACCAAGGCCAAAAUGGAAAGUGCAAGUCGUGCCCUCCCAAGCCCCCAGGCUCAGGGUCCGGGGAGUCUUCUGAGGAGAAACGUAAGGAGAACAGUUCUGAAGAUUGUAAUAAAACCAAGACCAACUUACCUGCCCCUACAUAUAAUACAUAUAAUACGGCCGGUACCAGCACCACGGGCAGCACCGAAACCCCCACAUUUACUGAGCGCCACAAAUUAAAUAACUCACAGGAGGAGGAGACUGACCCUGGGGAAGAUGGGAGCACCAAUGACAAUCAUGAUGACCAGCCCUCACAGAAUACCCUUCCCAUUGUCAUCUCUUUACUUGCCAUUGUCCUGGUGAUACUAGUGAUGGCCUCUGCCUUCGUUCUAUGGAAAAAGAAAUACAAGCUUCGAGAAAGGAAAGAAAAGAAUGUUAAUGCGAUGGAAAACGCUAAGGGGCAGACGAACCCUCCGAACAAGAUCGUUACAGUUUAUACCACAGCGACUGCCCCACAGGAACCGUGUCCCGCCCACCAUUAUGAGGAAAUCCCUAAUUUGUCGCUGGUAACGAGCACUUGUUACGCUACGGUUGGACUCCCGGCCCCAGGCCCCGCCCAGAAAGGAGGAGCUACUGAAAGGGAUUCUGGGAAUGGACAAUACAGUUUGUUGGGAUUCUCUGCCCUGUGACAGGAACAAAGAUGGCGCUCCCUGGCAUUGUCCUCUCUGCAAUGUGAUGUCUUUUCCACUCCCCCCAACUUGCAACUAAAUCAUCUUCUUUUCUCCAACAUAUAAUUUAAUAACUUCAAUAACUUCAGUUUGUGGCAUUUGUAUGAUUGGUACAAAGUCAGAGAACACAUAUUUUAUGCAUCUGGCACUCAAAAUGCUGGGUAUCACUCAUGUAUUAUAAGGAUAUUGUACCCCCUACUGUAAAUGAUAAGGAUAUUAGCAGUCACUGAGGGGUUCUGUGCCCCCCAUAUAAAGGCACAAGGCUGCAGGCUGAGUUAUACAGGGAACCCUGAGUAUCACUCAUGUAUUAUAAGGGAUAAUGUACCCCCUACUGUAAAUGAUAAGGAUAUUAGCAGUCACUGAGGGGUUCUGUGCCCAUAUAAAGGCACAAGGCUGCAGGCUGAGUUAUACAGG
Molecule: messenger RNA, 1494 nt
Organism: Xenopus tropicalis (tropical clawed frog)
Lineage: Eukaryota; Metazoa; Chordata; Amphibia; Anura; Pipidae
Exons: 7
Coding region: 205-1041 (278 amino acids)
Source: RefSeq, a predicted model, not a curated record